AUGAAGUAUCUUGAGUCAUGUGUGAAGACAAGGUACAUUCUCAGAGGUCAAUUGGCAAAAAUUGCACCGUUGGCAAAUGUCAAUAUCCGAGUCAACAUACCUACAGCUAAAGGUUCUUCACAUGACGACUAUGUUGUUGACAAAGACUUACCAUGGUUGAAGAUUGUAAUUGUCCACAACCACUUCAUGUUGAACGAAAGUCUUACAAACCCAUUCUUUGGUAAAAGUAAGUGCAACAUUGUCAGAACUGUAAACAUUCUUUUCGAGAAAGGUUUGUUGGAACCAAUUCCAGAUGACAAGCUGACAGAAACUUUUGUACCAAAAGACGAAACAAACUUUUCAUUGUUAGCAAGACCAAAAGUUGUUCCAGACAAAGUUCUAGUACAAAAGAAGUACACAGUUCCACAAGGGGUUGGUAUGUUCGGAUACCAACCUGAACCAGAAGAACUUCCAAUGAGGUUGCAAGAACUUCAAGAUGCUAUAAAUAAACUUCCAUUGAGACAUCCAAUUGACGUCAAAUUGUAUUGGAGAGCAUCUGAGUUAGGUCAGAAGGUUUUAUAUGAAACAGGUUGCUUCGACGAUGUUUAUGAGAUAACAGGAGAAGUUUCUCAGAAGAUAAGAGACUCACUUGAAUUUCCACAAACUGGACCAAUUGGUUGCGACAAGUUCGACUCAGAUGAAAAGAUAUACUAUGUCGACCUUAACGCUGCAUACAUGAGGUUUGUCCAAUAUAUUCCGACUGGAAUUCCAAACGAAGAUGGUGAGUUCCCGGGAAGGAACUAUACAGUUGGAAAAGUCAUACAACAACUGUAUGAUAUUAGGAAAGCUUCAAACCCCAAACUUGCAAUGACACUCAAAUUGCUUAUGAAUUCGACAUGGGGAUAUUCCAUUAAGAAACCUCAAGA
This is a messenger RNA of Trichomonas vaginalis G3, 905 nucleotides long. RefSeq names its product DNA/RNA polymerases family. The annotation marks the transcript as partial. The transcript has a single exon. The record is from RefSeq and is a predicted model, not a curated record. Lineage: Eukaryota; Parabasalia; Trichomonadida; Trichomonadidae.